AUGGAUGAAAAUUUUAUCAAUAUAAGAGUCCAAGGAGCAUAUAACAAGAACGACCUACAGACUGCUAGCUUUGAGAAAGUUCUUAAUGAUGAUUUAUUUGCUGAACUUAGACACGCAUAUAAAGAAGAACUUGGUUGUGUUAAACAUCUUACAUCACAAACCGUAAAAUAUUUUAAUAGUAUUAGCUAUACUAUAGUUAAUAAUGAUGAUCGAGUAGAUGUGAACCUUCGUGUUGGUGAUACUGUGGAUGUUUUAGAAGAUAUAUCAAAUGAUACAUUGAAUAAUCCAAAGACA
Messenger RNA from Funneliformis mosseae, 294 nucleotides. The record is from the annotation of a GenBank genome assembly. NCBI's taxonomy places the organism in Eukaryota, Fungi, Glomeromycota, Glomeromycetes, Glomerales, Glomeraceae.